AUGCCAUUCCAUGCCAUCCCACCCCAUCCCGUGCCCUACCGCCCCGCAGAGCACACGUACGGCGAGGUGAACCAGCUGGGCGGCGUGUUCGUGAACGGGCGCCCGCUGCCCAACGCCAUCCGCCUGCGCAUCGUGGAGCUGGCGCAGCUCGGCAUCCGGCCCUGCGACAUCAGCCGCCAGCUCCGCGUGUCGCACGGCUGCGUCAGCAAGAUCCUGGCCCGCUACCACGAGACGGGCUCCAUCCUGCCCGGGGCCAUCGGCGGCAGCAAGCCGCGGGUCACCACGCCGGCCGUGGUCAAGCACAUCCGCGACUACAAGCAGGGCGACCCCGGCAUCUUCGCCUGGGAGAUCCGCGACCGCCUGCUGGCCGACGGCGUGUGCGACAAGUACAACGUGCCCUCGGUCAGCUCCAUCAGCCGCAUCCUGCGCAACAAGAUCGGCCCGCUGGCUCCCGCCGGGCCGCCCCCAGCCGCGCUGCCCUGCGCCCACAUCUACCAGUACCCGUACCCCGGGCCCGCCGCCCCGCCGCCCGCCAAGGCCGGGGGACACCCCGGGGGACACCUCGGGCCCCCCGCCGUGGCGCUGCCCCGCUCGUGGCCUUCGGCGCACUCGGUCACCAACAUCCUGGGCAUCCGCACCUUCGUGGAGCAAGCGGGGGCUCUGGCUGGCACCGAGGGGACCGCGUAUCCCCCAAAAAUGGAGGAGUGGCCCAACGUGAACAGGAGCGCCUUCCCCGGGCCGGGCCAGGCGGUCAACGGGCUGGACAAAGCUGCCAUGGACGGCGACAUCAAAUACCCUCAGCCCGGCGCGGGGCUCUCCUCCAUGGGCACCUUCCUGCCGGCGUGCGCCUACCCCCCCUCCACCCAGCCCGGCGUCUACGGCGGCUCCCCCGGCGCCUACAUCCCCCCGGGACCCCCCUGGCAGCCGCAGGGGACCCCCCUGGGCCACCACGGCCACGGCGUGACCGUCCACGGCGGCGACCUGGCCAUGGCCUUCAAGCAGCCCGGCAGGGAAGGGGUGGACAGAAAACCCCCCAGCCCCGUGGGAAAAGCUCCGCAGCCUCUGAGCGCCAUCCAUGGAAUUUCCAUCCCGACCUCCUCGUCCUAGAGCCGCGGAGCAGCUGGCCAGGAAAAGCUUGGGAUCUUGGAAUCAGCACCUGCAGCCCGGGACUGAAGCCCAGAGUGGGGACAAGGGGACAGCCUGAGMGGUGACAGGUGACUUUCUGCCAUGGCAAAUCCCCGGCAGGACAUUCCCGGAGGGACACUUUGCCUCCGUCGAUCAGAAAGGGAUAACA
Malurus melanocephalus (red-backed fairy wren) is the source of this 1294-nucleotide messenger RNA. RefSeq names its product paired box 1 (gene PAX1). The record is from RefSeq and is a predicted model, not a curated record. The coding region runs from base 1 to 1107 and encodes 368 amino acids. Gene Ontology annotation, molecular function: RNA polymerase II cis-regulatory region sequence-specific DNA binding; DNA-binding transcription factor activity, RNA polymerase II-specific. The transcript is spliced from 4 exons. Gene Ontology annotation, biological process: anatomical structure development; regulation of transcription by RNA polymerase II. NCBI's taxonomy places the organism in Eukaryota, Metazoa, Chordata, Aves, Passeriformes, Maluridae.